This is a messenger RNA of Parastagonospora nodorum SN15, 1503 nucleotides long. RefSeq lists its product as hypothetical. The transcript is spliced from 3 exons. Bases 1 to 1503 code for a protein of 500 amino acids. Gene Ontology annotation, cellular component: membrane. The record is from RefSeq and is a predicted model, not a curated record. NCBI's taxonomy places the organism in Eukaryota, Fungi, Ascomycota, Dothideomycetes, Pleosporales, Phaeosphaeriaceae. Gene Ontology annotation, molecular function: myo-inositol:proton symporter activity. Gene Ontology annotation, biological process: transmembrane transport.
AUGACUGACGCCGCUGCCGAACCGCUCAUCCGCAACGACCCGAAUGAAGAGGACGGCGAUGCAGACGAGGAUGUGGAAGUAGAUGAGAGCGCGCUGGCGGCGCCAGGAUUGUUCAUAUGGGGGUUGACAAUGUGUGCGGGUGUCAGUGGGCUGUUGUUUGGCUAUGAGUCGUUCUUCGCUCUCUUGGCUUCGCCGCUUACGGGCAUCUUGGCUGAUGCUCUUGGGCGCCGGAGCAUCAUUCUCAUCGCGGACGUCUUGUUCGUUGCUGGCGCGCUCAUACAAGCGUUCUCGACUACGGUAUGGGGUAUGAUUCUGGGACGAAGCGUGGUGGGCGCUGCAGUGGGGAGUGCGAGUUUCGUGGUGCCCAUGUACAUCAGCGAACUGGCGCCUAGUGCAUUCCGUGGUAGACUUGUCACUGUCUCAAGUCUCUUCAUCACCGGCGGUCAGGUUGUCGCCUACAUCAUCGGCUGGCUUUUCUCCACGCUACCACAUGGAUGGAGAUGGAUGGUUGGUCUCGGCGCACUACCAGCCGCAGUGCAGUUCUGCAUGCUCUUCGUCCUUCCAGAAACACCUCGCUACCUGGUAAAGGCUGGAAGGAAAGAACAAGCGAGAGGAGUGUUGAGGAAGGUUUAUGGUCUUGGGGACGGGAUGGAGAAAAUGGUUAAUGGCGUGCUGCGCAAAGUCGAGAAAGAGAUCCUCGAAGAGGAAGACGCAGCCGGGCUUCGAAACGUCCCUCAAACUUCUAAAACUGGCUGGUCUUCGAAAAUCGCCAGAGUGCAAGACAACUUCUCCCAACUCGUCAAUGUAGGCGGAAACCGGCGCGCCCUCAUCAUCGCAUGCAUGCUACAGGGUUUCCAACAACUAUGCGGCUUCAACUCCCUAAUGUACUUCUCCGCCACAAUCUUCCGCCUCGUCGGCUUCCACAGCCCAACCCUAACCUCUCUCUCCAUCGCCCUCACAAACUUCCUCUUCACUCUCCUCGCUUUCCACUUCAUCGACCGCGUCGGCCGCCGCCGCAUCCUCCUCUUCUCCAUCCCAGUCAUGAUCGCCGGCCUCCUCCUCUGCUCAAUCGCCUUCCUGCAUGUUGACCUCACCGGCGAAGCCGGCUCUUCCACGCUUUCCAAUCGCACAUGGCCGCUAGUCAUCCUCAUUGCAAUGGUAACCUACGUCGCGGGCUACGCCACAGGUCUCGGCAACGUCCCAUGGCAGCAAUCAGAGCUAUUUCCGCUGCAAGUACGUAGUCUGGGUAGUGCGCUUGCGACGGCGACGAAUUGGGGGAGCAAUACGCUUAUUGGGGUGACAUUCUUGCCUAUGAUGGAGUUUUUCACGCCGACGGGCACGUUUGGCUUGUAUGCGGGCGUUUGUGGGGUGGCGUGGUGGACGGUUUGGAAGAUCUAUCCUGAGACGGCGGGGCUGGGGUUAGAGGACGUUGGGGGUUUGUUGAGGAACGGAUGGGGGGUGGAGGAGAGUGUGAGAGGGUUCAGAGAGAGGAGGAAAAGGUAG